AAGUUUUUUUUUAGCAAAAUGAUUUAUAAUUUGUACAUUUUCGAUAAAUAUGGAACACUUAUGUAUUACGGUGAAUGGAAUCGGUUGAAGCAAUCCGGAAUAACCAAAGAUGAGGAAGCCAAACUCAUGUACGGCAUGCUGUUCUCGCUCAAGUCCUUCGUCAACAAGAUCUCCCCGAUCGACCCAAAGGAGGGCUUCCUGUUCUACAAAACCAACAAGUACGCGCUGCACUACGUCGAGGUGUCCUCCGGGCUCAAGUUCGUCCUCAACACCGACACGACCGCCACCGGCAUCAAGGACUUCCUGCUGCAGCUGUACAGCAAGAUCUGGGUCGAGUACGUGGUGCGGAACCCGCUCUGGACCAUCGGCAGCCCCGCCACGUCGGACCUCUUCAAAGCAAAGCUGGACGAGUUCGUGCGGGCGUCCCCCCUCUUUGGACCGAAAAUAAUCUGAUUUAUUGCUUAAUAAGUGUGGAUAUAA
Messenger RNA from Culex pipiens pallens (northern house mosquito), 480 nucleotides. RefSeq names its product trafficking protein particle complex subunit 1 (gene Bet5). Bases 19 to 453 code for a protein of 144 amino acids. The record is from RefSeq and is a predicted model, not a curated record. Gene Ontology annotation, biological process: endoplasmic reticulum to Golgi vesicle-mediated transport. The transcript has 3 exons. Gene Ontology annotation, cellular component: TRAPP complex. Lineage: Eukaryota; Metazoa; Arthropoda; Insecta; Diptera; Culicidae.